This is a messenger RNA of Paramecium sonneborni, 1244 nucleotides long. Lineage: Eukaryota; Ciliophora; Oligohymenophorea; Peniculida; Parameciidae. The record is from the annotation of a GenBank genome assembly.
AACUAUGAUUAAGGAGGAAUCACCUCAAAAAACAUAUUAAAGAAUAACUUAAACUCCAUAAUUAAAUAAAAAUCAAUAAUCAAAUUAUUUUUCUAUUAAGAAUAGAUCCAAAAAAUAAAGAAGAACAUCCUCUAAUGAAAAAGAAAGACCCAGUACAAACUAAAUCUUUAAUAUUUAAUAAUUAAAGUAAAAUAAGUAGGAAAUAUAAUCAAGUAAAUCAAAAUUGAAAUUUUAAUUGAGGCCAUUCACUGAUAUUUUAGAGAAUAAAGUCAAAAAAACAAAUGAUGAAUAAAUAUGUAGGAUAGAAUAAUAAAAAUUAAACAAUCAAUUGUAAAAUUAAAUUGUUGAAUAAACAAUUUAACCAAAUAUUACAGAAUAGUAAGAUAAGAAAACUAUUUUAAAUAAUUAUUUUAAAUAAAAAUUAGAUUCUAAUUCUGAAUAAAAUUAUAAUAGUGAAUAAAAUGAUGAUAAAAAUGUAACUAAGUAUAAAAUCUAAGAGUUGAAUUUUGAUUAUAAUAAAAUAAGAGUUUUAAAAUAAAUUUUUAAGGGAAUUUUAGCAAAAAUAUAAUUGGCUGAUAAUUUAUUACAAUCAUAACGUAAAUUAAAUUAGAUCUUAGAAUAUAGAUAAGAUAUAUUUCGUUAUCUGAUAGUUAAUUAUUAAUAGUCAGUUUUUUUAAAUCUUAUUUCAAUAAAAAAUAAUGAAAUAAAGAGAGAGUAAUACCCUUUAUAGAAUUAAUUGAUAGAGUUUAUAGAGCCAAUUAAUUAUUUUUAAGAUGAGGAGUUUGAGUUGUAGAUGAAUAAUUUAAAAGAGACAUUAUAAAAGUUAGAUUUAAAAAAUUAAGUAUCUAUUUAUUUAAAGAUAAGUUAGCAUUCUAAUAACUGAAUGAUAUAUUAUAGAGUAAAGAGAAAUAUAAUUUAGAAGAUAUUUUUGAAUUAAUUAGAACAAAAGAUAUAAAAUAUAAUUUUGUAAGAAUUAUAGAAUGUUAUUGCAAUCAUUACUAAGAAUUUUUGGAAUAGCUUAAGAAUGAUUAGAAUUAGUUAAAAUCAAAAGAAUUGUUGAUGUAAAUUUUGAGAUUGAGUAUAGGUUCUUAGGAUAUUCAACAAAAUUCAUAGAGAGUGAAAGUGUUUACUCAAUAGAAAAUUUGAAAAUCAUAAAUAUAGAUGAGAUUUGUAAUUAGGAAGAGAAUUAUAAGAAUAUAGUAAAGAUGAUUAAAGAGAAUUGGAAGAAAAAGGAAAAUGUUUGA